CCUUGGGAGCUGCCUGGGCGCACGCCCAAAGCCCGUCGCCUCGGCCGGCACUAGGCGGACCGCCUUUCCUUGAAAACUUUCGGUCGGGAGCCAGUGGGGGAGCUGGAAGACUGAAGCCCGGGGCGGCAGCUGCCUGAAGACGCUGGAGCCUCGCUCUGCCUUCUGCAGUUGGCGUUUGCCCCGUGUUGGGAGAGAAAGGUGCGAGGGCUUGGGGGGGGUUGGAUCCCGCCAAGUAGGUUGCGCGGAUCCGGACUUCAUCCUUGCGCAGAAUCCUCGCUCGUUCUCGCGCUGGUUUUUGCCUUUUCUUAAAAAAGCGUGUGUGUUUGGGACUCAGUGUGCGCGUGAGGACUUCGGGGAUUUGGAAGAACUUCAGCGGUGCGGAAGAAGGGGAUUAAAGCAGAAGAGAAGAAAGUCGGGAGAAUUUUUUUUUAAGGCGAAAAACAAGGUUGGAACAGAGAAGCCGUUGGAAAGCUGGAAAUGUCCUGUCCCUGCUGCAUCCUGGUUGGGUACUUGUUCCUAGUCCUGCUCUUGCAUGGGCUGGGAGAAGGUUCUGCACUUCAUGACAGCAGGACUCAUCCUCAGUCAUUAGAAAAGAGUGCAUGGCGAACUUUCAAGGAAUCACAGUGUCAUCACAUGCUGAAACAUCUUCACAAUGGAGCUCGGAUCACUGUACAGAUGCCACCUAUAAUUGAGGGACAUUGGGUCUCAACUGGUUGCGAAGUUAGAGCAGGUCCAGAAUUCAUCACAAGAUCCUACAGAUUCUACCAUAAUAAUACAUUUAAAGCUUAUCAGUUUUACUAUGGAAGCAAUCGAUGUACAAACCCAAUCUAUACCUUAGUUAUCCGUGGUAAAGUCCGCCUUCGUCAAGCAUCCUGGAUUAUUCGAGGAGGGACUGAAGCUGAUUAUCAAUUGCAUAACAUUCAGAUCAUCUGCCACAGUGAGGCAGUAGCUGAUAAACUAAAUCAGUUGGUGAACCGUACAUGUCCUGGAUUUGUACCAGAAGAUAAACCUUGGGAGCAGAAUGUAAGCUAUGAUUUAUGGAGAGAAGAGAAUGGCUAUGAGUGCACAAAAGCACUGAAUUUUGCUAUGCAUGAACUUCAACUGAUUCGAGUAGAGAAGCAAUACCUGCACCAUAAUUUAGACCACUUAGUAGAAGAACUGUUUCUUGGAGACAUCCACACAGAUCCUGCUCAGAGGAUGUAUUAUCGUCCAUCCAGUUAUCAGCCUCCACUCCAAAAUGCCAAGAACCACGACCAUUCUUGUAUAGCAUGUAGGAUCAUCUAUCGGUCAGAUGAACACCAUCCUCCAAUUUUGCCUCCAAAGGCUGAUUUAACUAUUGGAUUACAUGGGGAAUGGGUGAGCCAGCGCUGUGAAGUACGCCCUGAGGUGCUCUUUCUUACUAGACACUUCAUUUUCCACGACAACAAUAAUACCUGGGAAGGUCACUACUAUCAUUACUCUGAUCCAAUCUGCAAGCAUCCCACCUUCACUAUUUAUGCCAAAGGCCGUUACAGCAGGGGAAUACAUUCAUCCAAAGUGAUGGGAGGAACAGAAUUUGUCUUUAAAGUAAAUCAUAUGAAAGUUACUCCCAUGGAUAUAGCUACAGCCUCUCUACUGAACGUCUUCAACGGAAAUGAGUGUGGAGCAGAAGGAUCCUGGCAAGUUGGGGUGCAGCAAGAUGUAACUCACACGAAUGGCUGUAUUGCUUUGGGAAUCCGUCUGCCUCACACAGAAUACGAGAUCUUCAAAAUGGAGCAGGAUGCCAGGGGCAGAUACUUGCUAUAUAAUGGCCAGAGGCCUAGUGAUGGAUCCAGCCCAGACAGACCAGAAAAAAGAGCCACAUCCUACCAAAUGCCCUUAAUUCAAUGCACAUCAGCAGCCCCAAGAAUAGAAGGAACAUUAGAAGAAAACAUACUAGGAUGGUAUAAUAGUAGAGCAUCAGCAAGGAAUUCCUGUGCAUUUGUGCUGGCCAUAAUACUGGCUAUUUAUACUGUGCCACACUUGGACCUUCUCAGCUAGAAGAGCAUUUUGAAAUGUCUCAGAUCAGGGCAAUAUAAGACUUGAGAUUCAUGAGAAUGGCAAAGGAAAAGGGCAUUUUUAAACAAAAAAAGGACAUUUAUUUUCUUGAUGCACUUGAAUGCCUGAUAACUCUUUGUUAUUUCCUCAUGCUUUCCUGUCUUUGAAUCACGAACAGAACUCAUUUCUUUGAACUUCAUCCAGUCUGAUCUAAGGCCUGACAUGACUGCACAAUAGCAAUUGCACUUUAAGACUGCAGUUUCUUUCUUUCAUGUUAAACUCUGUUACAACUAACCAGUACAUUUUCUGCAACCUUUCUUCCAUCAACUUUGCUGUUGCAGCUCGUUGACUUCAAAAAAUUUAUUCAUUGAAUUUAAUUAUCAGGUAUUAUACUUUUAUCGUGCCAAUACUAGAAAACUGCAUCUUUCUUAAGCUACAGUGUAUAUAUGUAUAUACAAAAAACUCAAUCCAUGGAUUUAUCUAAAUAUACUUUUAUAGAUUUUACA
This is a messenger RNA of Candoia aspera, 2522 nucleotides long. It is a transcript of the gene APCDD1, whose product is annotated as APC down-regulated 1. Gene Ontology annotation, biological process: negative regulation of Wnt signaling pathway. NCBI's taxonomy places the organism in Eukaryota, Metazoa, Chordata, Lepidosauria, Squamata, Candoiidae. Gene Ontology annotation, molecular function: Wnt-protein binding. The transcript has 5 exons. Gene Ontology annotation, cellular component: plasma membrane. Bases 478 to 2019 code for a protein of 513 amino acids. The record is from RefSeq and is a predicted model, not a curated record.